CGCCGUCCUACUUUGCACAUCGCCAGAAGCGGGGUACAUUUUGUGUUGGCGCAAGCUGAACAUGCGCCGUCCGGCCAUGGCCCCCAUCGCACGAUGGGCGUUGCAUCUCCUAUGCUCGGAAGUCCGCGAAGCUAGUCAGACGUCGCAGCAAACCCCGUUGAGUAGAUUUUUGGAGUCAGCUCCGUCUCGAAACAUCCACCAGAUGCAGGGGCAUUGCAAUGCAAAGCCUAGUUAAAGAGAGGGUUCUCGAGCUCUGGCUGGAGGCUCCGUGAGUUCACGAUACGUCAAACUGUCAUUCUCAGAGCUUCCCUCGCGCGCGCUGUAUAGGAUAGGAAUGUAAGGGCGCCACCGAAUUGGGCAACACUGAGAAUCUCGAAGGAUUAUGCUUCGGAGAUUCGUGUUCGGCGCAUGGAAGUCUGGGCAGUCUGAGAUGUGGCAUUAUCCGACAUUUGGAUGUUGUCCGGUGCUCCGUGACAGAAGAUGGCCGCUCAUGUUCCAGCACUCGAUUUACAAACCGCCUUGCGUACGAGCCACCAUGCCCUUCCGGGCAGAGUCGCUGAUAUAUCGAUCAAAGAGCAAUCCUUUGGGGGUGCCACAAAUGGGCGAAGGAGGGAGACAUCGAAGACAGGCGUACUUGAAAGAUAAUGGCGACUGGUGGCGGGAGCCAUGGGCAUCAAACACUCUGGAGACGGAAUCCGAGCUUGAACCAGAUUGCUGGAUAAAGAAAGUCAGACACCAGAGCCGCAGUGUUAUUUUUGCGCAACGGGCUCCAACCGAAGCUUGUCGUGCACGUCCUAGACAGCCUAGCUGGGACGGAAGAGGCAGUAGCGGGAAAUGGGAAGGCGACGGUUCCCUUGUUGGCGUUGCGGUGACUGGAGGUGGGGGCUUGAUCGUACGUACGCCCGUAAGGCGAUUCACCGUAAUGAGAAUGAUUCGACGGGCCAGUGGCUUAUAGCAAUUGGAAGGCGUCCGUAAUGGCCAACCCACAGUUACCCGGUUGCCGUGCCCGACUGAGUGCCUGUGGAAGAACUGUUGAAUUGACACCGAUGAGUCUUAGCCCAUAUCGCUCUCUCUAUCUCUCUAUCUCUCCUUUCCGUAACCACAUAUUUUUGGAACUGGUUUUCAACAGCAGCACUGCAUACAGCACUGCAGACAGCACAAUGGCGUAUAUGUAUAUCUGUACAGAACACCUCUGUAGGUAAGCGUCAGUGGUAUG
This is a messenger RNA of Colletotrichum navitas, 1216 nucleotides long. RefSeq lists its product as uncharacterized. The transcript is spliced from 2 exons. Bases 383 to 955 code for a protein of 190 amino acids. The record is from RefSeq and is a predicted model, not a curated record. Lineage: Eukaryota; Fungi; Ascomycota; Sordariomycetes; Glomerellales; Glomerellaceae.